AUGUAGCAAAAUUAUAGCUAUACCAAAAUCAAAUGUCUAUUUAAAGGAUAUGCAGGAAAAGUCUAUUUAAUUGAAAAAAGAACCGAAAAUGAUCCUCCUAAUAAACAAAUUGUUCCUAUUGUGUUAAAAAGAUAUUAUAGAAAAGUAAUAAUUACAAUUCACAAAUUUUAGGCAUCAGAUCCUGAAAAUCAUACCAAUCUAAUUGAAUAUAAAUUUUUAACAUAACUCCAACAUCCAAAUAUCAUUAAUAUCAUUGAUGCAUUUACAGAAUAAUAUGAAUACAAAAAAUAUCUAUGUCUUACUAUGGAAUAUAUGGCACCUCUACAUGAAAUAAUAGGAAAUCUAAAAGAUUGUUAACUUUACAUUUUUAAAGAAAUAUGUUAGGCUGUAAGUUAUUUACAUAGUAAUAAUAUUUUACACAGAGAUAUAAAACCAAGCAAUAUAUUUGUUACUACUUAAGGAAAAGUGAAAUUAGGAGAUUUUGGAAUUUCUACUUAAAUUAAGUAAAUUAUGACACCUUAAACAUGUACAAAGAAUUAUAGAGCUCCUGAAUUAUUCUUUGGAUUAAAAGAAUAUGAUCAUUCUAUUGAUAUUUGGUCUUUGGGUUGCACUUUAAUAGAAUUGUACACUGGCAAAAUGUUAUUUAAUGGAACUUCAGAAAUAGAGAUAAUGUCUUAAAUAGCAGAACUAUUAGGAAGUGUGAAUGUAAUAUUGUAAUUUAUAAAUAAGGAAUAAAAUUGGCAAGGAGUCUCUUAAUUACCUAUGUAUUUGGAAUUUAUAAAUGACAAAGAACCUUAAUUGUAAAAAGUGAUUGGGAAAUUGCCUAAAUAAAUACAAUCACUUUUAAUUGAAUUACUAUAACUGAAUCCGAAAGGCAGAUUAAAAAUUAACCAAAUCUUGUUUUAUUUAGACGAAUUAUAAAUUCCAGAUAGAAACAGAGAACUAUCAUCUAUUGCACAUAAUGCUUUAAGAGGCAAGCAAAUGAACUAAAUUUAAAUAAUUAUAUGAAUUUCGAUUAUCCUAAAUCUGAGUUUUAAACUCCUUAAAAGACAUUUUUUGUGAGAUCAUAACACAAACAUAAUUCUAGUUUACCUACAUAAGGACAAUAUAUUCGAGAUACACAAGAACCUAAAACUAGUUUAACAAAAUUUGGAUUGGAAUCUUUAAAAUAAUGGGAUUUCUUUUCUGAUCCUUACAGCUUGCCAGAUAAAUAUUUAUAUAGUCCAUAAAGUAAAAUCAAGACUGAAUCAUCUGAUCAAGGGUUUGAUAGUCUUGAUUUUAUGCUUGGAAAACAAACUGAGAGGUACAGUUCAAAAUCCCUAAAAUCAUUGAAUUAAGAAACUCAUUCUGAAAAAUUAAUCGGUAAAAAAGUUCAUUUUUCUGACUCAGUCUAUGUUAAAAAUGAUGAUGGAAGUGAAUCUGAAGAACCAAUGAAAAUAAAAUCAAGAUAAAGAACAAGAAAAAGCAAGUUUUCUAUGAAAAAUUAGAGAUCAUAUAUACAAGAUUGA
Messenger RNA from Paramecium pentaurelia, 1508 nucleotides. Lineage: Eukaryota; Ciliophora; Oligohymenophorea; Peniculida; Parameciidae. The record is from the annotation of a GenBank genome assembly.